UGGACGCAGGACGCAAUCGGUGGUGAUGUCGUUGCCGAAUGACGCGGCCGCGGUGCUCGCCUUCUGGUUCGAGGGCGACCAGCAAGAGAUCUACCGCACCAAGUGGUUUCCUCCGGCUGGCAGCGAGAUCCAAGCGCUAACGGACAAGCGCAUCUCGGAGACCUUUGGCCCGCUCCUCGCCGCCGCCGAGCGACGCGAGCUGCAUGCCGACUGGUGCGCGUCGCGCGAAACGUUCGUGGCACUCAUCGUGCUGCUCGACCAGUUCUCGCGCCAUGUGCACCGCCACGACGCCGACAAGCGCGCGGCCAACGACGUCCUCGCGCUGGCGCUGGCCGAAGCCUUUGUCGCCGCUGGCCACCACGAGACGGUGCCGACCAACUACUUUGUGUUCGCGCUCAUGCCCUUUCGCCACACACCAACGCACGCGCGCCUCGCGUCCGUCCUCGAGCACAUUGAUCGCCGUGAGGCGCUGCUCGCAGAGCACACGGACAUUCUGUCCAAGUUUCGUCGGACGACCGUGCAGCGCCAAGCGCACUUGCGCCCUGCGUCGACAGCUUGCGUGACCAACGCCGACGGCGAGGACGAGUUUGACAUUCUCGAGCGCGCGGCCUUCCUACACCCGGACGAAGACAAGCUGUUGCCCAAGCACGUGCUGACGCCGCUCAUGCACAGCUUCCUCAGCGCGAUGGACGCAGGAUCGCCGGUCUGCCCUGCGAUUGGCAUUUCGCUUUCGGGCGGCGUCGACUCGAUGGUCAUCGCCUACUUGCUCGUCAAGCUGGCGCCGCGCUACAACAACUUCAAGGUCGUUGCCGUGCACAUCGACUACAAGAACCGCGCCGAGAGCACGGCCGAGGCGAAUUAUGUCGAGGAAUGGUGCAAGCCGCUCGGGAUCGAAUGCUACGUGCGGCGCAUCGACGAGUGCCAGCGCGCGACGACCAAGCGCGAGGAGUACGAGCGCAUCUCGCGCGACAUUCGGUACACGACGUACGCCGAGGUCAUGGCGCGCCACAGCAUUCCGGGCAUGUGCGUCGGGCACCACCGCGGCGACGUCCAGGAAAACGUCAUCUCCAACAUGAUGAAGGGCCAGUCGCUCCUCGGGCUCAACGGCAUGAGCACGUGCUCGAGUGUCAACGGCGUGCGCAUCUGGCGGCCGCUCCUCGCGAUCGACAAGGACGCCAUCUUUGACUUUGCCCACGUGUUUGGCGUGCCGUACAUGAAGGACACGACGCCGCAGUGGAGCACGCGUGGGAAGCUCCGGCGACAGCUCAUGCCGCUCCUGCACGAAAUGUAUGGCGCGGGCUACUUGAACAACCUCUCCAACCUCGGCCAGGAGGCCACCGAGUGCGCGAGCGUGCUAGAGACCAUGCUGCUGGGGCCCGUGCUGCUGACCGUGCAGCACUCGGCGCUCGCGGUGUGGAUCGACUUGACGCUGCUGGCGCCGCAGCCCAUGUUCAUUUGGAAGGAGAUUCUGCGCCGCGUGUGCCAUGAGCGCAUGGGUGAGCGCAUGAUCCGCGACAAGCCGAUGCUCGAGCUCCAGCUCAAGGUCAUGAAGCCCAACAUGAAGGCGUCGUGGAUCACGCUCAAGAAGCAGACCAAGUCGUUCAUGACCGACGACCGCCAGCUCAUCCUCUUCCGCGAGCCAGUCUUUCAGAUCAAGGUCCCGCGCGGCCUCGAGAUCCCGCUGGGCACGACAACGCAGUGGCACAAGUGGACAAUCUCGCUCUCGGUCGAGCAGCCAGCGGCGGAGCUCGUUGAGAAGCGGCUCGACAUGUGGGACGUCAUCCGCGCGAGCGGCGUCGAGUACCUCCUCCCGCACGCGCCCAAGUACGUACUCGACACGGAAGACCGCGACGUGUCGCUCCGCAGCAUCGACAAGUGCCUCACAGACGCCAUGCCGCUCGUUGUGAACCAAGGUGUCUUCUCCGACUCGGACGCCGUCGUCCGCGUGCAGCUGCGCUACGGUUAACCUCCAUUCUCCUGCGCAUCGUGCUACCACUUAAUCCUACAGCGAGGCAGUCGUAAACACCCUUUCUAUGGGCAAUCGGCCUAGCGUCAUCGCGACGAAUUCGCAUAGAUGAGUGCAUAUGGCUAAUACGGGUGCUCCAACCA
Molecule: messenger RNA, 2109 nt
Organism: Saprolegnia diclina VS20
Lineage: Eukaryota; Oomycota; Saprolegniomycetes; Saprolegniales; Saprolegniaceae
Exons: 6
Coding region: 26-1966 (646 amino acids)
Biological process (GO): tRNA processing
Molecular function (GO): ATP binding; ligase activity, forming carbon-nitrogen bonds; protein binding
Source: RefSeq, a predicted model, not a curated record